Thermochaetoides thermophila DSM 1495 is the source of this 1170-nucleotide messenger RNA. Its product is annotated as putative mitochondrial phosphate carrier protein. Lineage: Eukaryota; Fungi; Ascomycota; Sordariomycetes; Sordariales; Chaetomiaceae. Gene Ontology annotation, biological process: mitochondrial phosphate ion transmembrane transport. Gene Ontology annotation, cellular component: mitochondrial inner membrane. Gene Ontology annotation, molecular function: phosphate transmembrane transporter activity. Bases 1 to 1170 code for a protein of 389 amino acids. The transcript is spliced from 2 exons. The record is from RefSeq and is a predicted model, not a curated record.
AUGCCUCUCUUCCCAAGCAUCAGAGCUAUGAAGGAGAGAUUGGGGAGAUCAUCUUCAAAUACUUCGCUGCCAACAAGGCCGAUUGAACGCGGACGCACACCAAACGAAGCCCGUCUAAACCUCUAUCCAGCAUGUUCUAUCUCUAAUACGACUACGGUUGUCAAGCCCUCGCCCGGUCACAUCAAGCUCUACUCGGGGCAAUACUAUGCGGCCUGCACACUCGGCGGUCUUCUUGCCUGCGGCUUAACCCACACCCUAGUAACGCCCCUCGACCUAGUCAAAGUCCGCCGCCAGGUCGACUCAUCCCUCUACCCCUCCAACAUUCGCGGUCUACGGCACAUCUACCGCCACGAACUUGGCCUCCGCGGUAUCUUUACUGGAUGGGUGCCCACUUUCUUCGGCUAUUCGGCACAGGGCUCCUUCAAGUACGGGUGGUACGAGGUCUUCAAAAAGACGUACUCCGACCUGGCCGGCCCGGAAAACGCGUAUCGGUACAAGACGGGUAUGUACCUUGCGGCAUCGGCAUCAGCAGAGUUUUUGGCGGAUAUCGCGCUAUGUCCGUUCGAGGCCGUAAAAGUGAGGAUGCAGGCGGGGAUUCCGAGCCCUUAUAAGGGCAUGACGGACGGGUUGCAGACGAUCACCACCGCAGAGGGGGUGGUGGGCGGGCUGUACAAGGGAUUGUACCCUUUAUGGGGCAGGCAGAUUCCGUAUACGAUGACGAAGUUCGCUUCGUUUGAGACGAUUGUUGAGCUGAUUUAUGAGAAGGGAUUACCUGGGAAGAAGAGCGAUUAUGGCAAGGCGGCGCAGACGGGGGUGUCGUUCACUGCGGGGUAUCUGGCGGGGAUAUUGUGUGCUCUGGUGUCGCAUCCGGCGGAUGUGAUGGUGAGUAAAUUGAAUGCGUAUCGCAAGCCGGAGGAGGGAUUUGGCGAGGUGGUGAGAAGGAUCUAUAAGGAUAUUGGGUUUCUGGGGUUGUGGAAUGGGUUGGGGGUGAGGAUUGUCAUGAUUGGGACGUUGACGGGGCUGCAGUGGAUGAUUUAUGUGAGUGCCUUCCUGGGUGGUUUUGAGAGGUCUCACGCUGACUCUGGUCAGGAUUAUUUCAAGAUUUUUAUGGGCUUUCCGACGACGGGGGGGCCGGCACCACCGUCGAAGAAGGAAGUUGCGCAGCAGUGA